Molecule: messenger RNA, 1161 nt
Organism: Closterium sp. Naga37s-1
Lineage: Eukaryota; Viridiplantae; Streptophyta; Zygnematophyceae; Desmidiales; Closteriaceae
Source: the annotation of a GenBank genome assembly
AUGGCUAGCCCUACUGUUCUUACCUUUGAUGCUGAGGGGCGCGCAGUUGACUUUGACGUGUGGGUUGACGACCUGCAGCUCUUUCUUCAGUGUGACUCUAGGGACGCGGUAUCCCUUUUCGAUCACACGUCCGGAGUCUCUACUGCACCUGCUGCCACUACUGAUAGUACGGUUCGCUCGCAGUGGACCACUCAUGACGCUGUUGCUCGCCUUGCUGUUCGUAGUCACCUGCCGUCUGCUGAGCGCGUGCACUUUGGCCAGUACAAGACUGCUCAGUCUUUGUACGACGCUGUAGUAGCGCGCUACUCCUCCCCUUCCACUGCUGCCCUCAGCCGCCUCAUACUACCAUACCUGUUCCCUGACCUUGCCACUUUUGCCACAGUUGCUGACCUCAUUACUCACCUCCGCACUAGUGACGCCCGCUACCGAGCUGCGCUUCCACUGAGUUCUCUCACUAUUGACCUGCUAGAGGAGUGCCUCACUGCAGCUGAGAAGAGUAUCUUUGUUGUAGGAGGUCGGGCUGCGUCUGCUCCUAGUGGGAGGCGCCGCAAUAGCAAGGGCAAGGGGGGCAAGGGUGGUGGAGGGGACGGUGGGGGCGGCGGUGGAGGCGAUGGAAGAGGCGGAGGGGGUGGCGGUGGAGGUGGGGGUGGUGGCGGGAGUGGGGGCUUCGGUGACGGCGGUGGGGUGGUGGAGGCAGCGGCAGCGGUGGUGGAGGUGGCGGCAGCGGUGGUGCUGGUCGCGGUGGAGCCGCGCAGCAUGGAGGCUUUGGUGGUAGCCAGCGCCAGCAGCAGCCGCGUUCCCGUGAGACCCCGCCGGCUCAGCAGCUUCGUGAGUGGCAUUGAGGCUGCUGCUCUGGGUGCUAGUGAGUCUACUGCUCCAGGUACUAGUGAGUCUGCUGCUCCAGGUGCUGGUGAGUCUGCUCUCUCUAGUACUGCACCUACUGAGGCCUUGCACACUUUCACACUUGACUCUGGUGCUUCGCGCUCCUUCUUUCGCGGCAGCACCACACUCACGCCGCUCAGUCGGCCUGUCGCAGUCUCCCUGGCUGACCCUCUGGGGGCCCAGUCUUUGCGCACUCUUCCACGGUUCUACCGUGUCCUGCGGCCCCGUCGGGCUUGCUGUCGGGACUCCACCUCCCCUCGUUCUCUACGAACUUGGUGA